Molecule: messenger RNA, 1500 nt
Organism: Rhopalosiphum padi (bird cherry-oat aphid)
Lineage: Eukaryota; Metazoa; Arthropoda; Insecta; Hemiptera; Aphididae
Exons: 9
Coding region: 49-1500 (483 amino acids)
Source: RefSeq, a predicted model, not a curated record
UAUACCUUCUAUAAAUUACUGGAAUUUGAUUAUACGCGGAUUUUCAAUAUGGAAGCUAAAAAAAAGCUUAGUGGUUCAGGAUAUAGAAAGCAAGCAAAAAUUAAAAAAUUAAAACACGAUGCAUUAAUUAAGAAUUGUAGAAAAUUAGAUAGUAUGUUCAAGCCAUCGAAUAAUUCAAAUACAGAUGAUAAACUGGAGAUGUUAAACCAAGGUACACAAAUACAAAUGAACCCAGAUUAUUCAAAUGUAAACAGUUCUGAACAGUACAAACCUACAAAAAGUAGUGGUUAUAUUGAGACAGAAAAUACAGAUGAUGAACUAGAUAUGUUAAACCAAGAUACACAAAUACAAAUGAACCCAGAUUAUUCAAAUAUAAACAGUUCUGAACAGCACAAUCCUAUGACAAGUAGUGGAAAUAUUGUGACAGAAAAUACAGAUGAUAAACUAGAGAUGUUAAAUCAAGAUACACAAAUACAAAUAUACCCAGAUUAUUCAAAUGUAAACAGUUCUGAACAACACAAACUUACAAAAAGUAGUGGUUAUAUUAAGACAGAAAAUAGUAUUUCUGAGAUAAAUACUGAUAUAUUGUCAUCUAAGAAUAAUGAAACUGCUGAUGUUUUGUUUGAGCCUACUGAUAUUCCUCGAUGUGAUCCUGCUUUAUGGAAAAUAAACGAGUUCACUAUAGAAUAUAUUUGUAUAAAUGGAUUUUCUCAAGAUUUAAAUGAUUUAAAUUUUACCAAGUCUAAACGAGCAUAUACAAAACUUCACAAAAAAACUACCAAAACCUACUAUAGAUUUUGCAAUAAAAACUAUUGGAAUACAAGACUAACUAAUGGUGAUUCAAUUAAACGUAAUUUCAUUGCAUACUCAGAAAGAUUUUCAAACUGGAAAAGAGCUGAAGAGCUCAUAUCACAACAUGAAAAUUCUUUAAAACAUCGUUCAAAUAUUCUAGCAAUGAAAAAUCGAGGACAAACACAUCAAAGAAUUGAUCAACAAAUAAUACAACAAAUUGAAAAUGAACGUAUGUAUUGGAUCAAUGUUUUAAAAAGAGUUGUGGCAAUUGUUAAAACAUUGGCAUCAAGAGGUUUAGCAUUCAGAGGACAUACUUCAAAAAUUGGAUGUCCACGUAAUGGAAAUUUUAUGAUGGCACUUGAGUUAUUAGCUGAAUUUGACCCUUUUAUAUCAAACCAUAUUUCCAAAAAUGGUAAUCCCGGUAAAGGUCAUACUUCAUAUUUAUCAUAUUAUAUUUAUGAGCAAUUUAUUUUAUUAAUGUCUAAAAAAGUAGAAAAUACUAUUAUUCAAGAUGUCAAUACUUCACGAUAUUUUUCAAUUAGUGUUGAUUCAACGCCAGAUAUUACCCACACUGAUCAACUUUCUUUAGUUGUACGAUUUGUUGAUGAGAGUGGUAAUGUAUUUGAGCGUUUUUUAUGUUUUAUGAAUAAUGUUGGACAUAAAUCAGAAGAUAUGGCUGAAGCAGUGAUAACAAUUCUGAAUAAGUAA